Messenger RNA from Capsella rubella, 2488 nucleotides. Its product is annotated as probable leucine-rich repeat receptor-like protein kinase At5g63930. Bases 301 to 2361 code for a protein of 686 amino acids. NCBI's taxonomy places the organism in Eukaryota, Viridiplantae, Streptophyta, Magnoliopsida, Brassicales, Brassicaceae. The transcript has 4 exons. The record is from RefSeq and is a predicted model, not a curated record. Gene Ontology annotation, molecular function: protein kinase activity; protein binding; ATP binding. Gene Ontology annotation, biological process: protein phosphorylation.
CUAAGCCUCUCUUCUUCCUCUUCUUCCUCUUCUCUCCAAAAACCAGAAAAUUCUCCGGAAUAACUUUUAAUCACGAGAGCGGUAGAUAGAGUUUUUCCAAAUCCGAGAAACAGACAAAACACCCAGCUUAGAUUCUCAAGUUAUGUCCCUCUCCAAAAGUUUUUAUUUUCUCUUAAUAUAGCAAAGAGAACAAAACAGAGUACUCUGCUCUAUAAAUUUCGUUCCUUUAUUACUCUGCUCUAUAAAACAGAGUACUCUGCUAUAUAAAUGAGCUAAAAAAAUAAGUUCAGAAAGACAAGAAUGGCUGCCUUAAGAGUCACGUUACUUGUUCUUCUCUCAAUCUUUUUUUCAGCUCCACCAACUGUUUUAGGAAAUGCAGAGCUGAAAGCUUUAAUGGAGCUCAAAUCGUCGCUUGACCCUGAGAACAAGCUUCUCCGAUCAUGGACGUUUAACGGCGACCCUUGUGACGGAUCUUUCGAAGGAAUCGCCUGUAACCAGCACCUGAAAGUCGCAAACAUAUCGUUACAAGGGAAACGUUUGACCGGAAAAUUGUCUCCGGCAGUUGCAGAGCUCAAAUGUUUGUCAGGUCUUUACUUGCAUUACAAUAGUCUCUCUGGAGAGAUACCUCAAGAAAUCACGAAUCUCACUGAAUUAUCAGAUCUUUAUCUCAAUGUUAAUAACUUCUCCGGCGAGAUUCCGGCAGAGAUUGGCUCCAUGGCUGGCUUGCAAGUUAUGGAUCUUUGCUGCAACAGCCUAACAGGGAAGUUACCAAAUGGCAUUGGAACUUUGAAGAAACUAAAUGUGUUGUCUCUGCAACACAACAAACUAACCGGAGAGGUUCCUUGGAGUUUGGGAAACUUGAGUAUGUUAAACAGGCUUGAUUUGAGCUUCAACUAUCUGUUAGGUCUAAUCCCAAAAACCCUAGCCAACAUUCCUCAGUUGGAUACUCUAGACUUGCGAAACAAUACUCUCUCUGGCUUUGUACCUACUGGUCUCAAGAAGUUGAAUGGAAGAUUCCAGUUUGAGAACAACACUGGAUUAUGUGGUAUUGAUUUCCCUUCUUUGAGAGCUUGUUCUGCUUUCGACCAAGCAAAUAUUGAAUUCAAGCAGCCUCCAGGUGAAAUAGACACUGAUAAAUCAAGUCUUCACAACAUUUCUGAGUCUGUAUAUCUCCAGAAGCAUUGCAAUCAAACACAUUGCCAUAAAUCCUCAUCAAAACUCGCUCAAGUUGCGUUGAUUUCAAGCGUGAUUACCGUCACUAUAACAUUGAUUGGUGCCGGUAUAUUAACCUUCUUUCGCUACAGAAGAAGGAAACAAAAGAUUAGUAACACACCAGAGUUUUCCGAGGGAAGACUAAGCACCGAUCAACAAAAAGAUUUCCGCGCAUCGCCUCUCGUGAGUCUUGCCUACACUAAAGAAUGGGAUCCGCUUGGAGAUAGCAGAAAUGGAGCUGAGUUCUCACAAGAGCCUCAUCUCUUUGUUGUUAAUAGUAGCUUCAGGUUUAACUUAGAGGACAUUGAAUCUGCAACACAAUGCUUCUCAGAAGCUAAUCUGAUGAGCAGAAACAGCUUCACCUCAGUGUUCAAAGGAGUCCUCAGAGAUGGUUCUCCUGUAGCUAUCAGGAGCAUCAACAUAAGCAGUUGCAAGAAUGAGGAAGUCGAAUUCAUGAACGGUUUGAAGCUUUUAUCUUCACUGUCACACGAAAACUUAGUAAAGCUACGCGGAUUUUGCUGUUCUAGAGGCAGAGGAGAGUGUUUCCUCAUCUAUGAUUUUGCUUCAAAAGGAAAGCUUUCAAAUUUUCUUGAUUUACAAGAACAAGAAACUAAUCAUGUUCUUGAUUGGUCUGCAAGAGUCUCCAUCAUCAAAGGGAUUGCAAAAGGUAUUGCUUACUUACAUGGAAGUGAUCAACAGAAGAAGCCUACAAUAGUUCAUCGAAACAUAUCUGUCGAGAAAAUCCUGCUCGAUGAGCAGCUCAACCCGCUAAUUGCAGAUUCGGGAUUACACAACCUUUUAGCAGAUGAUAUGGUCUUCUCAGCACUCAAAACAAGUGCAGCAAUGGGAUAUUUAGCUCCUGAAUAUGUCACAACCGGAAAAUUCACCGAGAAAACCGACAUUUUCGCCUUUGGAGUCAUCAUACUCCAGAUAAUCUCUGGGAAGCUCAUGCUUACAAGCUCACUGAGAAUUGCAGCUGGGAAUGGAGAACUCAACGGGUUCAUCGAUGAAUAUCUCCGUGAAGCGUUCGAUAAACCAGAGGUGGUUGCAAUGGCGAGGAUUGGGAUAAGCUGUACACAAGAGAUACCAAACAAUAGGCCUGAUAUAGAGACAUUGCUUCAGGAGAUGAACUGUAUGAGGAAAGAGUGAAUGAGUCUGUUUUGUAGUUAGUAAGUUUGUUUUUGAGUUGUAGUAUAAUUCUCCGGUUAAAUAGUAUGUUUGGAUUUUGUUUGUUUUGUCUAUCUCCACCAAGAACCGGGUCGGUUUAUAAAUUGAA